This is a messenger RNA of Gaeumannomyces tritici R3-111a-1, 2778 nucleotides long. RefSeq lists its product as hypothetical. NCBI's taxonomy places the organism in Eukaryota, Fungi, Ascomycota, Sordariomycetes, Magnaporthales, Magnaporthaceae. The transcript is spliced from 5 exons. Gene Ontology annotation, molecular function: antiporter activity. Gene Ontology annotation, cellular component: membrane. Gene Ontology annotation, biological process: proton transmembrane transport. Bases 1 to 2778 code for a protein of 925 amino acids. The record is from RefSeq and is a predicted model, not a curated record.
AUGGCUUCGGCCGCUACGGUGACGGUCCUGUCGACCGUCACCGCAUCCGCGGCCACGCAUGCCGCGACCGCGGCCGCGCCCCAGGCCGGCGUGCUCGAGGGCUCGAACCCGGUCCACUACGACCCCAAGGACCCCAUCAUUCUGUUCAUCGUGCAGGCGUCCAUAAUCAUCAUCUUCUGCCGCCUGCUGUACUUCCCGCUCAAGUACUUUGGCCAGCCCAGGGUCAUUGCCGAGGUCAUCGGCGGCAUCAUCCUGGGGCCCUCGGUCAUGGCCCGCAUCCCGGGCUUCCAGCAGGCCAUCUUCCCGGCAGAGUCCAUGCCCGUGCUUGCCAACGUGGCCAACCUGGGUCUCAUCAUCUUCAUGUUCAUCACCGCCCUAGAAGUUGACCUGAACCUGUUCCUACAGAACUGGAAGGUCGCCGUGAGCGUCUCCUUCGCCGGGCUGGUGCUGCCCUUCGGCAUGGGCUGCGGCAUCGCCGUCGGCAUCUACAACGAGUUCGCGGGCGACAUGGUCAAGAACGUCAACUUUGGCGUCUUCGCCCUCUUCGUCGGCACCGCCAUCGCCAUCACGGCCUUCCCCGUGCUCUGCCGCAUCCUGACGGAGCUGAACCUGCUCGGCACCUCGGUCGGCGUCACCACCCUCGCCGCUGGCGUCGGCAACGACGUCGUCGGCUGGAUCCUCCUCGCCCUCUGCGUCUCGCUCGUCAACAACGCCAGCGGCCUGGCCGCCCUCUGGGCCCUGCUCUGCUGCGUCGGCUGGAUCCUGCUGCUCGUCUUCGCCGUGCGCCCCGCCUUCAUCUGGAUGCUGAAGCGGAGCGGGAGCCUGCAGGACGGGCCUUCGCCGGGCAUGGUCACCAUGACGUUGCUGCUGGUCCUGUGCUCUUCGUUUUUCACCGGCAUCAUCGGAGUGCACCCUAUCUUUGGCGGUUUUCUCGUGGGCCUGAUAUGUCCGCACGAAGGCGGCUUCGCCAUCAAGCUGACUCAGAAGAUCGAGGAUUUCGUCGGCGUGCUCUUCCUGCCCCUCUAUUUUGCCCUCUCCGGGCUGAAGACUGACAUUGGUCUGCUCAACGACGGCAUCGUCUGGGCCUAUGUCGUCGCCAUCACCCUCCUCUCGUUUGCCGGCAAAAUCAUCGGCGGAACGCUCGCGGCGCGAUUCUGCGGGCUCCUUUGGCGUGAGAGUGCCGCCAUUGGUGUUCUAAUGAGUUGCAAGGGUCUUGUGGAGCUUAUUGUCCUGAACAUCGGUCUCCAGGCCGGUAUCCUAUCCCCUCGGACCUUCACCAUGUUUGUCAUCAUGGCGCUCGUCACCACGGUGACAACCACGCCCGUUACCAAGUGGCUCUACCCGCCUUGGUACCAGAAGAAGCUGGAGCGCUGGAGGCGUGGAGAGAUCGACUGGGAUGGGAACCCCAUCUACCCCGAAGCCAAAGGGUCGCUGGAGCAGCUAGAGUCCACCAGCGUCAACCGCGUUCUCGUGCACCUUCGGCUCGACAGCCUGCCCAGCGUCUUCACCCUCAUUGCGCUGCUUGGACGGACCACGGGUACGGAGCCGUCGGGCACCGGCUCCCAGUCCGACAACAAGACCCCUGGCAGCGAAGACGGCGCCCUGCAGCCGCAGACCAAGCCUGGCCUGGGACGCCGCCACCUUGAGGUGCAUGGUCUCCGGAUGCUGGAGCUGACGGACCGUACAUCGUCGGUCAUGCAGGUGACGGAGGGCAACGACCUCUCCGAGAGCGACCCGGUCGUCAACGUGUUCCGGACCUUCUCGCAGCUCCACGAGGUGGCCGUGUCGGGCAAGGUGGCCAUCGUGCCAACGCACUCUUACGCCGAGACGCUGGCCGACAAGGCCAACGACGUCGGGUCCGACCUGGUGGUGAUACCGUGGAGCCACACGGGCUCGCUCGCCGAGGACCAGUUCUCGCCGCACUCGGUGUCGCAGCAGGACCGGUUCAACGACAGGAGCCACCUCGACUUUGUAAACGGCACCCUGCGCAGCGCGACGUGCAGCGCGGCCGUCUUCAUCGACAACGGCUUCGGCGGGCCCGGACCGGGAGCCGGCAAGGCGCAGAAGCCCGGCCUGGUGCGCAGCGUCAGCCGGCUGUCGAUCCGGAGCCAGCGCGAGACGGCGACGCUCUUCCUCAUGGACCGCACGCACCACGUCUUCAUGCCCUUCUUUGGCGGGUCCGACGACCGCGUCGCGCUCCGGUUCGUGCUCCAGCUGGCCAAGAACCGGCUCGUGACCGUCACCAUCGCCAACCUCAAGUGGCGCCCGCAGGCGGCCGACGACAACCUCCCCACUAGCCCCGUGGAUGAAGAGGAGGAGGAUGCCACGGGCAACAUGGACAGCGUCGCGAGGGCCACCAGCGCGUCGUCGGGUCGCGGCGCGGCCGACAAGGCGGCGGCGGCCGUCGUGCUGGACGAGGUGGACAGCUCGCCCGACGCGGCGGUGCAGGCGGCGCUCGAGCGCGCGGCCCCGGCCAAGGGAGGGAAGAAGAGCUCGGGCGACAUCGUCGUCGUGGGCCGCAGGCACGCGGCCCUGCCCGGCGAGAAGAGCGCGGCCAGGCUCGCGGCCGACCAGCAGGGCCACCAGGACGACCUCAGGGGCACGCUCGGCCUCGUGGCCUCGCAGCUGGUCGCCGGCGGCCUCACGGCCAGUCUACUCGUCAUGAAGGCGGGCGCCAGGCGCGAGGGCGGCGGCGGCAGUGGCGGCGGCAGUGGCAAAAAGGUCGGUGACGCGGGCGACGACAGCAGCGACGAGGCCGGGGUUGGUGCGAGUCGGUGA